AGUAGUCUGUGAGACGUGGUUAAGGAAGAUCGCAACCAGUGAGCUCUGAAGUCGCGGGGAGAGAGAGCGCUUGACUUAAGAGUGAAGAACAGUGGGUAGUGGGAGUGGAUAAGGACAGAAUAAUGAAAUAUUGGAUUAUUUUAAGUGCGGUGCUAGCCACUGGCUGGUGCUGCGGCUUCCCCGGCGCGCCCUCGCACUCCACCGUCAGCUUCUCGGACGACCGCCUCGACACGGACACCGUCGCCACCUACUCCUGCGACCGCGGCUUCGAGCUGCUCGGCCCCGCCAGGAAGAUCUGCGCCGAGAACGGCACCUGGACGCCCGCGGGAAUCCCCUUCUGCGUGCUCAAUGUGGCCGCAGGGAAGGCGCCCAUGCAGUCGUCCGUGGCCGAGGGAGGCAUCCCGCAGAAGGCCGUGGACGGCUCGUCGGCCACGUCGUUCUCCACGGACACCUGCACCCUCACCAACACGGAGCGGAACCCCUGGUGGUACGUCAACCUGCUGGAGCCCUACAUGGUUCAGCUCGUCAGACUCGACUUCGGACAGUCGUGCUGCGGAAACCAGCCAGCGACGAUUGUGGUUCGCGUAGGCAACAACCGGCCGGAUUUGGGAGUCAACCCCGUGUGCAACAGAUUCGUCGGCCUGCUGGAGGAAGGCCGCCCACUCUUCCUGCCCUGCAAUCCUCCCAUGCCAGGCGCCUUCGUUAGCGUGCACUUCGAGGGUCCUCCAGGCGUCCAACUGUCCAUUUGCGAGGCUUUCGUCUACACUGAUCAGGCGCUUCCCAUCGAGCGGUGCCCGUCCUUCCGCGACCAGCCCCCGGGCAGCACCGCCACCUACAACGGCAAGUGCUACAUCUUCUACAACCAGCAGCCCAAGAACUUCGACGACGCCCUCGAGUUUUGCCGAAGCCGCGGAGGGUCUCUGGUGGACGAGACCAACCCCGCUCUGCAAGGAUUCCUCAGCUGGGAACUUUGGCGCAGACACAGGGGAGAACAAAACGGCCAGUACUGGAUGGGCGCCGUUCGUGAUCCUGAUGACGUCAAUAACUGGAAAUGGAUCAACGGUCGUGACGUAACCGUGUCCUUCUGGAACCUUCCCGGCGGCAACGAGAACUGCGCCAGGUUCGACGGCACCAAAGGGUGGCUCUGGUCCGACACCAACUGCAACUACGACAUCAACUUCAUCUGCCAGCACCGCCCCAUGACGUGCGGGAAGCCCGAGCAGCCGCCCAACUCCACCAUGGUCGCCGCCAACUACAACGUGGACUCGGAGGUGGAGUACCGCUGCGACCCCGGCCACGUCCUCAUCGGGCCGGCGCAGAGGACGUGCCUCGAGUCCGGGUUCUUUGAUGAGUUCCCGCCCACGUGUCGAUACCUGGAGUGCGGCCUCCCUGCCCCCAUCCAGAACGGCGGCUACUACUUCGUCAACGAAACUCGGCAUUACCUGAGCAUCGUCAGGUACGAGUGCAAGCCGGGAUACACGCUUGUCGGUCGAGCGGAACUUGUGUGUGAUAUUGACGAGCGAUGGAACGGCCCUCCUCCCCGCUGCGAACCGGUGCUGUGCGAUGCCCCUCCACCCCUCCUCCAUGGGGAAUCCUCCCUCUCUUCCCCUACCGUCACCGUCGGAACCUCCGUCAAUUUCGCCUGCGAUUCUGGAUACACACUCGUGGGGGCUUCCUCCCUCACGUGCACGGCCGCGGGGACCUUCGAUGGAGAGCCUCCGCGGUGCCAAGUGGACGAGGCGUUCAAGCCGGAACUUCCCGAGACGCGACCCGGCGAGUCCGGCAGCAGACCCGGGCGGCCGCGACCUCCCUACACGGACGUGAACGACAACACGGUGCAAGGGAACAGGCCCGUGAUGGUGACCGUGCUGCCGUCGCUCGAGGCGGGAGACAGCAACAACAUCAACAACAUUAACCAGGACAGAGGGCAGAGCGUGGACGGCCCCGCGUACAAGGAGGAGGGAGUCAAGGUCACGGAGAAGCUGCAUCUCGGUGGAAUCAUCGCCCUCGGAGUCUUCGGAGGCUUCGUCUUCCUCGCCGCCGUCGUCACCACCAUCGUCAUCCUCGUCAGGAGGUCCCGUGAAAUGUAAGGUGUUAGAGUCAUGAGUCCGUACGUGCGUUGUGUAGUGACGCUCUGAGCUGAUACUUGCCCUGGUUCACGCAGGACCCAGCACACGCCAAAGAAGUAUGUCCGACGCAACGACGACGGCACCGCCUCCUCCUACGACUCCUCCUCCUCCGACGGUCACGGGCUCAACAAGUAUUACAAGAGGGCGUGGGAGAACCUGAGGGAGGGCGGCAGCGGCAGCGGAGACCUUGAGAAAUCGAGCCACCCGCGCCUCUCCCGCACGGAGACGCUCGACCAGCCCGACUUCCGCUCCACGCGCUCCCUGGGCCACGAGGGCCUCCGCGACGGCUCCGAAAUGACCGUCAACGACGUGGCCGCCAUGUACACCCGCCCCGAGAAGCGCCGCCACCACCACCACCACCACGGCCACCGCCACAAGGGAGGGCGAGACGGGGAUCACCACGACCGCUCCGACCGCCACGACCACGACCACCACGACCGCACCGACCGCCACGACCGCCACGACCGUCAUGAACGCCACGACCGCGACUGGCGCGACCGCGACCGCAGGAAGUAUUAAGGGUAUUCCGAGACUCACCAAACGAACACAACCAAAGUGUGACGGCAGGAGAGACAGAAGCUGCGCCUCAUCGUCGGUAGUCUGUAAGAGCAAGCCAGGAACCUCUUCACAUAUCUUUGCUAUUUAUCGCCCAUUACAUAUCAUAAGGAUAUCUGAAGGGGGUUAAAGGGACCGAGAAGAAUUUGCUUCCCCUGCGCACGUGUCCACAGUGGUGCUACAAAACCCCGUAGUGUCUGAGCCAUCCCGAGGCAGGCUCCAGACUCGUGCUGACCUGGCUGCCUGUUUCUCCCUGCUGACGAUCUUGUUUAUGAACUUUUAUUUAUUGAUACAAGGAAAGUUGGUCUGGACUUAUGGACAAAACAAUGAGCAAAAAGCUAUCGAUCAGUUGUGAGUCGAUUGUGUCUGAAACAUUUUCAUCUCUCGGUGAUUUUCAGAUGUUAUUUUCUGCAUACUGUCUAACGUCACCCCGUUUGCCCUGCUUUCACUGUUGACAAUGCUAGAACAGUACAAGGACCUCAGCUAUAAAAUUUGUUAUCGCUUUGUUCACUUAGAUGAUGUUAAAACGUUUCUCUUUUGUUAUUCGGUUUACGGUAUUUGAUAAAUAUUUAUUCGAAAAUAUUUCCCCGAGGUGGGAUUUUCAACUUCAAGGAUAGAGUAAACUGCCACUCUAACUGAUGACUCAAGCGAAUCAACCUCUCCAUUAAGUCUGGUGUCCAUGUAUGUAACCUUGCUUUUUCGAGUAGAAUAUCUCCUCUCGAAAUAAAUAUGAAAUGAAGCAAUGGCAGUGGAAGGGAGAAUACAUCUCACACUCCCUUCCACGCGCAAUAUAAAGGCAGCCACUCUUCACCCUCGUGUAUACAAACGCUCCGACGCCACGUUGCUUCGCUCUCGAGUCGAACGUCCUUGAGGGGAUGGAACUCCUCACCUCGAAGGCGCUCAAGACCACUCCCUCCUCUCUCUGCCGCGGGACUGGUUUGAGUGCCAUCUGCCUCCUCCUUCACACGCAACUCCCGUGACGUGGAUUUGCUCAUUUGACGAAAUCUCUUUUAAAACCUUUUUUUAGGCGUAGUAGGACAGCGACGCCGAGAGAUUAUCAAUUAAGGGAUAAUUUGUGUUGUUUUCAUUGUGGUGUCUUCUUUUUAUUUCAUCCUAGGGGUUAGAGUAUCUUUCUCGUCAUCAACACUUUUUGUCCAUUUAUAGUCUUUUGAGGCAUUAAUUAUUUAUUUCCAUCCACAUUUUCUCUACCUUUUUAGGAUUUUUGCUAAAAAAAAUAUUUCCCUGUAUAUUUGCAUAGAGUAUUAUAUGAAACAAAUGCAAAUAUUGUUGUUAAUAUGAAUUGUAAACCUUAACAGUAGAUGUUUAGUUGCAUAGUAAAUAUUUUCUCUAUGUGUAAUCUUAAUAUGUACGUUAGUAAAGAAUGAUUUAGCAAGACAAUUAACUUUAUAUGUAUGAAUGUUUAAUGAUGGAUGAGCUAAGCUUGAAAUAACUGCACAACAUUAUAUGUAAAAAAUCAUGUAUGAUACAUAAUAAACAUUUCUAUACACGA
Penaeus monodon (black tiger shrimp) is the source of this 4194-nucleotide messenger RNA. RefSeq names its product CUB and sushi domain-containing protein 3-like. The transcript is spliced from 12 exons. The record is from RefSeq and is a predicted model, not a curated record. Lineage: Eukaryota; Metazoa; Arthropoda; Malacostraca; Decapoda; Penaeidae. Bases 123 to 2090 code for a protein of 655 amino acids.